CAGGCAGUUGUUUCUUUGACACACAGACGGAGUGAGAGGUAACAUGGCGUCGACAAGCCGCGGAGAGGCUCUGGCUCUUCCCAGAGUUCAGUGUCCCAGCCACCCUGAUGCCAUACUGGUGGAGGACUACAGAGCAGGCGACAUGAUUUGCCCUGAAUGUGGCCUUGUAGUAGGUGACCGUGUAAUCGAUGUGGGCUCAGAGUGGAGGACGUUUUCUAACGAGAAAGCCCUUAAAGAUCCAUCCAGAGUGGGAGACGCGCAGAACUCGCUGCUCAAUGGUGGAGACCUAACCACCAUGAUCAGCAAGGGAACAGGAGCGGCUAGUUUUGACGAGUUCGGAAACUCGAAGUACCAGAACCGGCGGACCAUGAGCAGCUCUGACCGGGCCAUGCUCAACGCUUUUAAAGAAAUCAGCACCAUGGCAGAUCGCAUCAACCUGCCAAGGAACAUCAUAGACAGAACAAACAACUUAUUCAAGCAAGUUUAUGAACAGAAGAGUCUGAAGGGCCGAGCCAACGACGCCAUCGCUUCGGCCUGUCUCUACAUCGCCUGCAGACAAGAAGGUGUACCAAGAACAUUUAAAGAGAUCUGCGCCGUCUCCCGGAUCUCCAAGAAGGAGAUCGGUAGAUGUUUCAAGCUGAUCCUGAAGGCGCUGGAGACCAGCGUGGACCUCAUCACCACGGGUGACUUCAUGUCCCGCUUCUGCUCAAACCUCGGCCUGCCCAAGCAGGUGCAGAUGGCGGCCACCUUCAUCGCCAGGAAGGCUGUGGAGCUGGACCUGGUGCCCGGCAGGAGCCCCAUCUCUGUGGCUGCAGCAGCCAUUUACAUGGCCUCCCAGGCCUCUGCAGAGAAGAAGACCCAGAAAGAAAUCGGAGAUAUUGCCGGCGUCGCAGACGUUACGAUCAGACAGUCGUACCGACUGAUCUACCCCCGAGCUGCAGAACUUUUCCCUCCAGACUUCAAAUUUGACACACCCGUCGACAAGCUGCCCCAGCUGUGAAGCAGAUACCGCCUAUACAGUCAUGGUAUAUUUUUUUUCCUUCUGUACUUACAGGAUUGUGCUCUUUGUUUUUUUUUUUCUUUUUUUUUUUAUCCUGUUUGUGUUGAAUUUGGAAGAUUUUUCUCGUCUCUCCUAAGACUUCAAGCCUUUAUCAAGGCGCUCUCACAGGAAUAAAACGGACACACAUUCCAGUGCUUAAAGAAACAGCCUGCAGACUGUACUUACAGUAUUUCAUUUGAGUGUAUAUACUGUACCAUGUAUAUAUGUCCAAGUGGGAAAGUGUAAUUGAUGCUUGCAAAUUUUAGGCUGGUUUCAUACUGUAUACAUAAAACGUUUUUGUAGAAAAAUGACCAGGUUCUAUUUUGUUAGUUUGUUUGAAUUGUUCUAAGUAAUUUAAAAAAAAUAAUAAAAGAUUUUCACUAAAGCAUGGUAGUCUGCUCGUGGUUUGGAUAACAUUAACAUUAAACACUGGUUUACAUACUUUCACCCACACACUCACAAGGUAAGAAAAGUGCACAAACUCUUUGUGAACAUGACAAAACUGCAGAUAAUGGUUUCCUGAAAAUUAAUUUCCAAAGGAAAAAAAAAAGGUAGAAUUCUAAAUACCCAAAGUAAACAUUAGGGUAAACUCACUAUUACAAAUGUUUAAUUUGUGCAUUCAUGAUAGGCAACAAACAAUGACUGCAAAAAAACAAAAAACAAAAAAACAAAACACGCCUUUUCUGUUUGUUUUUUUACACCGGGGUGAACAGCAACAGUUGUGGGGACUUGAGUAUUGGUGUACCAUCCAUAAAAAUUUCAUCUGUUCUGGCGACAACAUGCACAAGCAAAGAAUAAAAAAAAAACUUUGUACAAUCUAUUUUCAUCAUUAAGAAACGUAGAUAAUUAAAAACUAUUGAUAAAAUUAGUGCUUUCAGCUUAAUUGUGUACAUACAGUAUGUAUAUAUAAUAUACCCUGCCCUCUCCUGUAGUGAUUCAUAUCAACAGGUCUGCAACAUCUGAGUCAAUUUAUACUGAACAUGCAAACUGACAGAAAGUCAUCUGCUGGGUCCACGGCUCCAGCUUGAAAAAUGUCAAAAUCACACAACAGUGAGGGGAGAAAUAUAAAUGGCA
Toxotes jaculatrix (banded archerfish) is the source of this 2113-nucleotide messenger RNA. RefSeq names its product general transcription factor IIB (gene gtf2b). The coding region runs from base 44 to 1000 and encodes 318 amino acids. NCBI's taxonomy places the organism in Eukaryota, Metazoa, Chordata, Actinopteri, Toxotidae. Gene Ontology annotation, molecular function: RNA polymerase II general transcription initiation factor activity; TBP-class protein binding. The record is from RefSeq and is a predicted model, not a curated record. Gene Ontology annotation, biological process: transcription initiation at RNA polymerase II promoter; transcription preinitiation complex assembly. The transcript has 7 exons. Gene Ontology annotation, cellular component: transcription preinitiation complex; nucleus.